Acaromyces ingoldii is the source of this 4250-nucleotide messenger RNA. RefSeq lists its product as hypothetical. Gene Ontology annotation, biological process: transmembrane transport. Bases 262 to 4011 code for a protein of 1249 amino acids. The transcript has 2 exons. The record is from RefSeq and is a predicted model, not a curated record. NCBI's taxonomy places the organism in Eukaryota, Fungi, Basidiomycota, Exobasidiomycetes, Exobasidiales, Cryptobasidiaceae.
CUGUCUGUCUCGACCCUGUGAUUGGAAUCUCGAAAUUCGCGCCUCCGCCUCCUCCGUCGCCCGCUCCCUAAUGACUUACCUCUGCUAAACUCCCUUCCUCUUCAUCGGCAACCUUCUUCAUUGUCACUUGUAGGGGAGAGGAGGUGACGACGGCGACUACGACGAUUGCGGUAGGGCUCGAGAGCGUGAGGAGGAAGGUGCACUGGAACGAGCGCCUUUGCCUCGACGACGAAAUCGCCUGAUCGUAGAGCAUUGUAGGUCAUGAGGCUCGCCGCCCUCUCGCUACUCGUCGUCGUCCUGGCCACUUUGGGCCUGACGACGGCCCAGGACACCGGCACAACGCUCUCAGCUUCCAUCAACAAUCCUUCUGCCUCUGCGACACCCGCCUCGGGCGCAACGACGGCCUCGAGCAGUGCCCCCGUCCCGACUUCCACUUCAUUGUCGCCAAUCAACGUCGGCGAUGCGCAAGUCCCCUAUCUCGUCCACAAUCCACUCACAAAUCAAGGCCGGCACUCAGGAAGACCUCGAUCAGGCCCUUACUUUUCCGGGUGCUCCGACUCGUCGCUCAAGUAUGCUCAGCCGGGCAACCGCAUCAACGUCUCGUCGGUUUACUCGCAAUUUGAUCGCGACACCAGAGAUAGCAUCCUGGGUCCCAGGCUGCCGUACUCCGCUGGCACGCUUCGCAUCGUUGGCGUCGGGUCCAUCGGUAACGAAAGCUAUGCAUUCAACAAUUACGUCGAUUCGAACAACCAAAGUCACGGCCUUCUCAGUGCCAUUCAAGUGUCUUCCAAGGUCCUCACAUUUCCGGUCUUUUUCAACUACACCUACCUCUGCGACCGCUUGUACCCUACGGCAAACGAUUCACAGCACCCCAAUGUGAUUCCAGCCUCGUGCCAGUACGGCCCUGGGCAGGUGUCGUUUGGCGUCGACAUUCCUCUCAAUUCGUCUUACGAUGCUACGACAAUCUGGACCGAAAUCCGUCUCACCGAUCCUUCGAGUCCAGCCUUAAGCAUUGCUUGCAUUGAGGUGCAAUCGACGCCCUUUUACCCCUCCCAGUGGUAUUGGGGUCUGAUCCUCUGGCUGCCCAUUGCCCUCGUCAUUUCCUUUUUCGUCCUCGUCUCGGUCGCAAGCAUUGCAACGGCCAUUACAUCGAGGAGAAAAGCUUUCAAGAACAGAGCACGAGAAGGCGGUGCUCCGAGAUUCGUCAGCGACAAGCUUGGUCCAGCUCUUGUUUCCGCUCUGAGCGGUAAGGGGCUCGUCAUGAGCCCAUCUUUGCUGCGAUUCGCAACGCCAGGUUGCUGGGACGUCAUCUUCCACCUCCAAUUCAUUGUCGCCGUCGCCAUGUUCCAGGUUCAGUGGCCUGACUUUGCGUACGAAUUUUUCCGACAAGCCGCCUGGUCGAGUCUCCUCGGCAAUGUUACUCUCGUCCAGUCGGACGGGGAGAAGUACGACCUCUUGUCCACGGUUGCGAAGCUCCCCUCGGGCGACAUCGGCGAGCAAAUGUCGACGCCGACGAGCCCGCUCUACAUGAACGCGGCUCAACCCAACGUCCUCGUUAACCUCAACAACUCGCACACCGGCAUCGAGGCAUUUGCCAGCUCGGUUGGUCUCUAUGCUUCCGACCUGUAUGGAACCUGCCUAGCCAUAUGGCUCAUUAUCGUCGCCAUUAUCGUCGCCAUCUCGGUGGUCGCUUGGAUUGUUGACAGUAGCUUCCAACGCUUCUACGAGGUGCGGCGACGUCGCGAGGAAGGAGGAGAGAUUCGGCUGCCGUCGAGCCCUGGUAUCGCCGAUCAUUUUGGCAACGGUGAGAAAAACUUCGAUCGGCCACACUCAACCUCGUCGUCGGGCAGGAGACACCACUUCUUCUUCGGUGUUUCGAUUUCCAGGAAUACGCUGGGUCUUCAUGGCAAAGCUCUCCACGGCAAUCUCGUCCGAGCUCUCGUCCUGUUCCAUCUGCCCAUCACCAUCCUCUCCACCUACCAAUUCUCGCAGCCAUCUUCCCACUCGACGGUACCCAUCGCUCUAGCUGCGCUUUCGUUUGCGUUCUUCUCCCUCAUCGCGCCUCUGUGGCUCGUCUGGCGCAUCUACCGACUCCCCACUGACAAGCUCUAUGAACACGUCGGUACGCUACUCGCCUUGGGCCCAAUGUACCACACCUACGCUCCCGGCAGCCAACUCUACUGUAUCAUCGUACUUUCGCGUAGCCUCGUCCUUGGCAUCGUGACUGGUGCAGGUCAGGCUAGUGGCGCCGCUCAAGCUAUCAUCAUCCUUCUUGUGGAGAUUCUCGUCACCCUUGCUUCGAGCCUGUGGUUGCCCUGGGGAGAGGGUGCGAUGAUGGGUCCGAUCAACUUCAUCGCCUGCGUUCUUCGAAUCGUCACCUGCGUCCUAGCGCUCCUGCUAACCACGCUUGUCGGCUUCGGACACGAGGCGGAUGGUUGGCUCACCUACGUCAUCCUUCUCGUUCAAGGCAUCUAUUUCGCAACCAUCGCGCUGGUGCUCUUGGUCAAGAUUGUCGAGGCACUUGUGAGGCUUGGCUGGCGGGUUCGCUUUGACGAGAAGACCUCGGGCAGGACCGCUGGGCUGGGCGGUGCGAUCCGCAAAAUCAAGAAGCGCAAGCAGAAGACACUGCAGCUCUCGAGGCCAGCAGCCGGCGCUCCCAUGGCGAGAGGCCUGCACCCUCGGCCCAACUCAUCGGGAGGAGCAAGCUCGCACAGCGGCACGCCCGUCAUGACCAACGGCAGCAAGAUUCCCAUGACUCACUCAAGACAGGCUUCCUUUGCCAGCUACCUUGACCAGGCUGCCCUUCCACGUUCACAGCCCAGCACCCUUCCCAGACGGCCAAACUCAUCGGGUGGCAAAGACUUCUUUGGUGAAGGCGUCUACUCUGCCUACCUUCGAGGCGAUGCGAAUGACGAGGGCAACAUCAUGGCGGCCAUGCCACCCACAAGUCCUGGGCCUGGACCAUACCGUCAGCUCGACUCAACAAGCAAUCCAAGCAGCGUCAAUCCGUCUGCUCCUCCGACACCCAGUCACUCUGGCUUCGUCAGACUGGGAGGAGGUCGAGCUACCGAUGCCGAACCCUACGCUUCUCUCCCACCGGCCCAGCGCCCCUCAAUGCCUGGUGCGCAGUCCGGUGCGCCAGGUUCGUCAGCCUCGCCCCGGAGGCCACGGCCUACAAGCCAGAGCGGAGUCAUUGGUGUUUGGGAUAAAGAUGCCAUAGUCCGACACGGACCACCUCCGGCUGACAAGCGAUCGUCCUACCACGCUCUUCAACCUCAGUCGCCCAACGAAAUGAGCAGUACUCAAGCUGCUGCAGCUGCGGCUGCGGCUGCAAACGCUCGAAAAGAUACAAUGCCGCCAGGCGGAGCUAGACGAGGAGGACUAUUCGGCAUAAGGCGUUCCCACCAUGCCGUCGAAGACGAUGGCGACAGUAGUGACGAUAGCAGUGACAAUGAGACAACCUGGGAUCACCGUGCCAGUGCUCGAGGGAAAGGUGCAUGGGCAGGCGUUGCUCGGAUGUCUGAAGCUCUCGGCGUGCUGCGACAACGUUUGGGCGGCCAGGCGCCCACACCGCGGCGGAGCGCGUUGAGGAAUCGUGCAGACGACGAUGACGAUGAUGAAGCGAUCACAGCUGCAGGAGGAAGCUUGCCACCCGGUGCCACUAGAGGGUUUGAGGUGGUCCGAGCGCCUGCGACAAGAAUGGGCGGUGCUGCCCAAAAGGCUUCGCAGUCGCCCACUGAUGGAACCCCUGUCCACAACGAUGACCGCGCGACCGAAGCUGACUCGACCAUCCUUAGCCACCACCACGUACACACGCACAACAUCGGUGGCAGAGGGCCUUUCGGUAUGCUUGGCGCCGACUUGCAACGAGCACCCAGCAGUGCCGGUCAUUCCGACGAUGGAGGAGAAGAACGCUUCUGGCUUCCACCACCCACCCAAAUUGACUCCGCUCUUGGUUUGGACGUCUCUCAGAGAAGCGGCGGCGAGGGUGUCGUUCAUCGAGAAGGCUAGCGAAAAACUAUGAACAAUUGAAUAACGAUCUGAUCCAACAAAUGCUGUAUCACACUCACCUUUGCUCCUGCUUAUCCGGUUCUUCCAGCCUCACCCCGUCCCCUCCAUCGUGACCAUCUCAUCUUAUCUUAGAAGCUACUCUGUACAUACCGCCUCUGUCUAUUUCUCAUACACUCUUUCCUUGGUCCUUCUGAUCCGAUAGCAUUACAUUAGGCACCAGCAAUGUCAUCAAGUGCUCG